Messenger RNA from Bactrocera dorsalis (oriental fruit fly), 1164 nucleotides. RefSeq names its product putative gustatory receptor 39b. Lineage: Eukaryota; Metazoa; Arthropoda; Insecta; Diptera; Tephritidae. Gene Ontology annotation, cellular component: membrane. Gene Ontology annotation, biological process: sensory perception of taste. The coding region runs from base 1 to 1164 and encodes 387 amino acids. The record is from RefSeq and is a predicted model, not a curated record. The transcript is spliced from 2 exons.
AUGGAGCAGCAACUACGUACAUGGUUGCGUUACGGCAUACUGCAUGGCAUUUAUCUGGAUGAAACCAAUAACGGAACAACGUUGCAAGUCCCGCGCAAAGCUAGCAAGCACCAAGCAUGGACUGCCGCACCGAAGAAGCUCACCCUGAGGGUACUGUUACAGCGUGUUCAUAUGUAUAUUUUGCUUUGCGCUAUCGGCGUGCUCUACAUACACGGCCUAACUUGGCUGGACUAUAUACCCGGGCUCAUGCUCACUUGGGUAUCGGGUACGGUAAUCUUUACCACGCAAAUAUGCACGAAUUUCAUCAUUGUGUUGGAGGCGCUGUGGAAGCAGCCAGAGCAUGAGGCUUUCCUUCUGCUCUUGGAUGAGAUUGAGGUAUCCUUGAAGUUGCGUUUGCGGCAGGAUGUGCAACCGCUGUUGUUGCAUAGAAUUGUACGCACACAUUUAAUUUAUCUGCUCGCAUUGUCGCUUGCCUCCAUAACGCUCUUCAUUAUAACCUCACUUUGGUUGAAUUACAUUGGCUACUUUUGGCAUGGGCUUUGGUCCAUAAUAACUAUGCGCCUACGCAUAAUACAGCUGGUUAUCUACGUGCGCGUCUUGAGGCACUAUCUCGAGUGUCUUUGUACGAAAUUGCGUCAAAUUGAAGCAUACCGCACGGCGCCGGCGCAGCAACUGCUGGAUAUCAACUACGAGAAGCUGGCUUCGUUGGAGUAUCUGCUGGCCAUCAAAGAGAUCUACAUGCUGCUGCAUAAGGCAUUUGAGCUGCUCAACAGCUUCGCCGGCUGGUCGAUGUUUAGCAUUAUCGCCUGCUAUAUGUUUGACUUCACCUGCAAUCUAUAUUGGACGCUACUGAGCUUGGAUGGUUUCGUGAGGCGUCGUUAUUAUUACAUAGCUGGCCCAGCCGCCAUGUUGCCGUUAAUCGCGCUCAUUUGUCACUUGUGUUAUUUAUGCGAUAAUUGCACGAAAUUAGGUCGCACGGUGGCGCAUUUACUAAGCAAGAUAACUAUAAUGAGCACCGCUGGCUCACUCAGCUCAUAUCGUCUCGCGUUAUAUCAACUCUCCGCGCAAUUACAACUGCAACGCAUUGAGGUGACGGCGGAGCAUUUCUUUGUUUUGGAAAUGCGCUUCCUAAUGACGGUGAGCCUAGAUGUAUGCUUUUGCUAG